AUUGCGUGCAUCGCUAAACAUAAGUAAAGACGCCAUUUUAAAUAACGCCUGUGACUUUUAAUUACAUUCCCCUCUUAGUGCUGUUGUCCUGAGCCUGCCAACAUGGUAUAUCACAAUGUUCUCUCUUGUUUCCUGAGCCCAGCAUUCACACAUUGACCUAAGUAGAUGUACGCCAGCUGGUCAUGUCCAUCAUUAGAGCCAAGUCACAGAAUUCCUGAAUAUACUUAGAUCCGGCCGGGCCUGCUGCACAGACAGUCAUCGGUCGGAAGAACGCUUGGAACAAACAUGGCUUAAAAUGAAACAGGCUUAUUCUUUGAGUUGCUUUCUCUAAGGAAGCUGUUUUCUUGGUGGGAGAAUUAACCAUGAAAGAUUUACCAUACAUUCCACUUCUCCUUAUCUUCACUUUGGCGGCACUGGGCUUGGCUGAAAGACUCCCCAAAGCUCCUUUCAUCACUACUCCUCUUGAGACACUGGAUGGAUUGGUGGAAGAUGUCGCCACUUUCAUGUGCGCAGUUGAUUCAAAUCCCUCAUCGGAGAUUAUAUGGACAAGGAAUAACAUUCCUAUCAGGAUGUUUGACACGCGUUACAGCAUUCGGGAAAAGGGCCAGCUCCUGACCAUUCUGAGUGUAGAAGAAAGUGACGAUGGCGAGUACUGCUGUGUGGCUAAAAAUGGAGUAGGAGACCCAGCAGAAAGCUGUGGUGCUUUGCAAGUGAAAAUGAAGCCGAAAAUAACCCGCCCACCAAUUAAUGUAAAACUUAUUGAGGGAGUAAAGGCUGUUCUUCCAUGCAAUACACUGGGAAAUCCCAAACCUUCUGUUUCAUGGCUAAAAGGAGAGAACACUGUAAAGGAAAAUGCUCGCAUAGCUAUUCUGGACUCUGGAAGCUUAAGGAUUCAAAAAGUGCAAAGGGAAGAUGUUGGGCACUAUCGAUGUGUUGCAAAAAACAGUUUGGGGACCACAUAUUCAAAACCAGCAUUGCUAGAGGUGGAAGUGGUUGCCCGGAUCCUGAAGGCUCCUGAGUCACAGAAUGUAACAUUUGGGGCAGAAGUAUUUCUACAGUGUACAGCCUCUGGCCUUCCAGUUCCUUCCAUCCGAUGGUUUGAGAAUGGAAAAUCAGUUCUAUCUGAAUUGGUGGAGGAAAAUAUCAAAGAUGGAGUAAUCUCCUCAAAGUUGCACGUAAUUGCUACCAGACCAGGACUAUUCACUUGUAUGGCAGAUAACAAACAUAGUGGCAGUUUUGGCACUGCAAAAGCCGCAGCAACAAUCAGUAUAUCAGAAUGGAGGUUGUACAAAGGGGAUGCCGGCUACUGCACUACAUAUAGAGGGGACAUAUGUAGUUCAAUACUUGCAAAGGAUUCCUUGGUAUUCUUUAAUUCAUCUAACUCUGAACCGGAGGAGAGCCAAGAGAUGCUUGCUCAAACAACCUGGAAUGAACUUAAAACUGUAAGCUCCUUUUGUCGACCUGCUGCCGAAGCUUUUCUCUGCAACUAUUUCUUCCAAGAGUGUAACCCUACUGGAGAAGGGCCAGCUCCCAAACCAAUGUGCAGAGAACACUGCAUUGCAGUAAAGGAUCUAUACUGCUUUAAAGACUGGCUCUCUAUGGAAGACAACUCUCAUAAAGGAAUUUAUAAGCAUGGAUUAAUGUUGCUUCCUGAAUGUGAUAAACUUCCAAGCGUACAAAACAACUCAAAAGUUUGCACUCGGAUUCCAUUUUUUGAACUACGAAAAGAGAAUAUUACACGGACAUGCUACAUAGGAAAUGGAAGACAUUACCAAGGAAAUAUGAAUACAACAGCAUCUGGUAUUCCUUGCCAGAAAUGGAGUCAACAGCUGCCUCAUUUGCAUAGACGUUUACCUGAAAUUUUUCCAGAGCUGUCCAAUUCUGAAAAUCAUUGCAGAAACCCCGGUGGAGAGAGUGAACGUCCUUGGUGCUACACAACAGAUCCGAAUGUUCGAUGGGAAUACUGCAAUGUCCAAUUAUGUGGAACAAGUGCAUCAAAUUUUCCUGUAACAACCAAAACAGCUUUUGGCCCACCAGUCAUGCCAUCUACAUCUUCAUCAUUUUCUCCAGCGCACACCAUGACUGUAAUCAUAUCUACAAUAUCCUGUUUUGCUGUUCUGACAUUGGUGUUAAUUGUAGUACUGGUUUGCUCCCGCAAGCAGAAAAAGUUGAAAAACAAAAACAGGGAGGCGGCAGCACCCACCCUCACAGCUCUCCCAUCAGAGCUGCUGCUGGACAGACUGCACCCAAAUCCUAUGUACCAGCGACUGCCACUUCUGCUUAACCAUAAGCUUUUAAGCCUUGAGUAUCCCAGGAACAACAUUGAAUAUGUUAGAGACAUAGGAGCAGGCGCCUUCGGAAGAGUAUUUCAAGCCAGAGCUCCAGGACUGCUGUCGUAUGAGCCUUUUACAAUGGUAGCAGUGAAAAUGCUGAAAGAAGAAGCUUCUGCAGAUAUGCAUGCAGAUUUUCAGAGAGAAGCAGCACUUAUGGCAGAAUUCGACCAUCCAAACAUUGUAAAACUUCUAGGUGUCUGUGCUGUUGGGAAACCAAUGUGUCUUCUGUUCGAAUACAUGGCCCAUGGAGAUUUAAAUGAGUAUCUGCGACACAGAUCACCCCGAGCCCUAAGUAGCCUAAGUCACAGCAGUCUUGCUGCAAAAGUCAGGCUAUGUGACUUAAAUCCAUCUCCACUCUCAUGUACUGACCAGCUCUGCAUUGCUCAACAAGUGGCUGCUGGCAUGGCUUAUCUCUCCGAAAGAAAAUUUGUUCACCGGGAUUUGGCCACAAGAAAUUGCUUGGUUGGAGAGAAUGCGGUGGUUAAAAUAGCUGAUUUUGGCCUCUCUAGAAAUAUAUAUUCAGCUGAUUACUAUAAAGCCAAUGAGAAUGAUGCCAUUCCCAUCCGUUGGAUGCCCCCAGAGUCUAUUUUUUAUAAUCGCUAUACAACCGAGUCAGAUGUUUGGGCCUAUGGUGUGGUACUGUGGGAGAUAUUUUCAUAUGGCAUGCAACCAUAUUAUGGAAUGGCUCAUGAAGAAGUCAUCUAUUAUGUUAGAGAUGGAAAUAUUUUGUCAUGUCCAGAAAACUGUCCACUGGAGUUGUACAAUCUAAUGCGACUCUGCUGGAGUAAAAUGCCAUCUGAUAGGCCAAGUUUUGCUUGUAUCUAUCGCAUUCUGGAACGUAUGUAUGAAAGAGCUGUCUCUGCUGUCCAUGUGUGAAUAGGUGUGUCAUUGUGGGAUUAUUCUUAUGGAUAAUGUAGGUCCUGCUUAGUACCAAAUAAGAAUGGAUUGUAAGCGAGACCCUAAACCAUUGUUAUGGCAUGCAGUCAAUGAGUAGGUUCCAGAAGAAAGAGUCCUUACUAAAGGGUCAAAAGAAGAAGGAAAAACACCUAAUGAUGGUAUUUGUAUAGCCUAAUAUGUGAGCUGAAAAUCAUGUCUGAAGGUCAAAAUUGCUCCCAUCUUGAAUUGAAAAUCAAGUCAAAUAUAUUUAUCUGAACAGCGAUAGACUGUGGAGCCAGGUGCCCACCGGAACACCUCGAACCAACUCUCUAAAACUAUUUUACUCCAUCUUUAUUUUCCUUGUCUCUUCUUUUUAUAUACCAUCCGCUGUUUUCCUUUCCAUAGUAUUUGUUCACAUACAAUGACCAUGGUACAAGGCCAAAGGGUUGGGUGAGCAGGAGGGCUCACUGACAUCUGCACUCUCCUGUAGUUAUCCUGGUUCCCUGGUGAAGAUGUUAACAAUAUAUUAGAUAUAUGACUAAAUAAAAGCCCUUUUGUAAGUUAUCAGUAUAUCUGGUCAUUAAGAGGUUCCUUUAACGGAAAUAUGGUACGCUAAAACUGCAAUCCCAUCUCAUCUUAUCUAGGGAAAACAAAUAAUUAUGUAGUAAUCACUAAUUACCUACAGCAGACAAAAAUGUAUCUACAGUACUGUGGCCUUUAAACAUUUUAAUGUAUUACACCUCAGAGGUGAGUACAGCAGUUUUAUAACACUAGAAGGAUCAAAGCUUGGACAUAAUUGGAGACCAGUGUUCCUUAUAGUGGAUGGAUAAUGGGAUAACUUGUAACAUAUCAUGGACAUAAAAAUAAAACAUUUCUGACAUUAUUAUUUCAAAUACAAUAUAACCCUACUACAGUUCUCAUGUAUUAUGUGAAGUAGAAUCAAAUUUUAUAACAAAAGGAUCUGCUUUUUUUGGGUGUUUUUUUCGUUACAAUAAAUGAGCCAGUAACACCAAAAUUAUUAUUUUCUUAUGAAAUAUAUGGAAAAUUAUAGAUUUAGUCAAUAUAUAUAGUUUUAGACUGUUGUCACCCAUACAGAGCUGUACUAUUGAGUAUAAAACUGUUGCAGUUUGUGGUCUAAGUGAGACCACCGGUGCAAGUGAUUGCUAAUGCUACACUAUUCAUUCCUAUUGUUUUGUUUGUGUUUGUUUAUACAUUUUCCUACUGGUAUAUAAAUGAUUUUAUGAUCAAG
Messenger RNA from Xenopus laevis (African clawed frog), 4458 nucleotides. It is a transcript of the gene musk.S, whose product is annotated as muscle associated receptor tyrosine kinase S homeolog. Gene Ontology annotation, molecular function: kinase activity; transmembrane receptor protein tyrosine kinase activity; ATP binding. The transcript has 17 exons. The coding region runs from base 363 to 3209 and encodes 948 amino acids. The record is from RefSeq and is a predicted model, not a curated record. Gene Ontology annotation, cellular component: synapse; plasma membrane; signaling receptor complex. Gene Ontology annotation, biological process: cell surface receptor protein tyrosine kinase signaling pathway; neuromuscular junction development. Lineage: Eukaryota; Metazoa; Chordata; Amphibia; Anura; Pipidae.